Messenger RNA from Angiostrongylus costaricensis, 843 nucleotides. NCBI's taxonomy places the organism in Eukaryota, Metazoa, Nematoda, Chromadorea, Rhabditida, Metastrongylidae. The record is from the annotation of a GenBank genome assembly.
AUGCUCUCAAUGGCCAGUGCUGGUUCAGCGUUCAAGCCCUACUAUCGUCCUGAACAUCUAUUGGUUUCAGCGCCUGAAGCGAAAGAACUGAAAAAGCUGUACUCUGACCCCGAACCCGUUAUGUCAAGCCCUACAGAAAACGCUGGUAGUAAAAAUAGGCGCAAAAGGACCACUUUUACUCAAUACCAGGCAACUGUUUUGGAGAAGGAAUACCUCUCUGAGCGUUAUAUGGUUCGAGACAAACGGACGCAACUCGCCGAAUCUCUGGGACUCUCCGAGGGACAAGUUAAGACUUGGUUUCAAAAUCGACGUGCUAAGGACAAACGAGAAAAGAAGUUUGAGAGUCCGCAGAGGAGCCCUCCCGACGGGACAAACAUCUCAGAAGAUUCACUGAUGGAUAACAGCCAAGGGAAAUUGCAGCAUUUGUCGAUAGUGUCGCCAUCGGUAUCGGCCGAACAGGCUGCCACUCCACCUCCUCAGUUGAGGCCAGCCACCUCUCCUAUAGUACAAAGUCAUCAAGUCCUAUCCGGCAUCCUACAAGCUGGUCCUCUACCGGACCAUCAGCAUUGUUGUGCGAAUUUCACAACUCUAGUAGAGUCGAUCCCUCCAGCUUUUCACACUACACAUAUGCAAAAAACAGAAUCAUUUAAUCCAGAGACGGGUGUGAAAGACAUCUAUAAAAUGCCUGCGAAUAUAUAUGAACAAAACUUCUGUUCACUCUAUAAUCAGAUCCCUAUCAACAUGAGUUCUUCACAAGGAUCGUGUUUUAUCCCUGAGCCAUUAGCUCCUAUUUCUAGUAAUGACACCAUAAGUGUGGAACAUCAUCAACUUACGGCUCUCUGA